Molecule: messenger RNA, 231 nt
Organism: Prunus armeniaca (apricot)
Lineage: Eukaryota; Viridiplantae; Streptophyta; Magnoliopsida; Rosales; Rosaceae
Source: the annotation of a GenBank genome assembly
AUGGGCCCAGCACCUAUUAUUGAAGAAUUGUAUGAGAAAGAGAACUCAAGGUCAGCAGAGGAUGAGCAAGUCUAUGAGGCUCUAGUCAUGAAAGGCAAGAGGAAGCUAAUGGGUGAAGGUAGGCCCAUUCAUAACACUAAAAAGAAUAAAGCUAGCUUAUGCCCUAGCCCUGGUGUUUCACUUCGCUUGUCGAAUAGAAGAAGGAAUGGAGUUCAGGCAAAGAGUAAAUAA